AUGAGCACUGUCGGAAAGCAAGUUGUACAAUAUGGCCUCACGGAAGUGUACACCGCCUCGGAACCUCUAGUGGACGUUGUUUUUGUGCACGGCUUGAAUGGGCAUCCUCGCGAUACCUGGUCUACCACCAAACCAGAUGUCUUCUGGCCGGCCGAUCUCCUACCUGCCGCCCUCGAAGAGCAGAGACCUCGAAUUCUGACCUACGGCUACGAUGCCACCGUUGCUGCUUUUACAGAUGGAGUGUCAAAAGACAAGAUACAUGAUCACGCAGAGCACCUCGCAAGUCGAUUGGUUGCAAACAGGGCCUUGAACAAGGCACAGGAAAGACCGAUCAUAUUCGUCUGUCAUUCACUUGGGGGCCUGGUAGUCAAGAGAUGUUUGAUAUACUGCCAGAGCAUUCGCCAUCAUCAGCACACCGAGAGGUUGAGGUCCAUCUAUGUCUCCACAUAUGGAAUCCUAUUCAUGGGCACACCUCAUAAUGGUUCGAACCUGGCCAAAUGGGGCUCGUUACUUCAGAAGAUUUGUGCUACUGCUUUUCCAAAGAAGUUCCUGGACUCGUCGCCGCAAUUAGUACAAGCGCUACAAGCCAACAACGAAACACUGCAGAACAUCAAUCGGUUGUUCAUUGAGAUGAUCGGUCGCUUUCACAUAUACUUCUUUUAUGAGUCCAAACCUACCGACCUGAAAGGGACAAGAGAGUUUGUGGUUGAGGAAGAUUCGGCUGCACCCUUGAUUGAGGGCGUCGAACGCAUGGGUAUUGAAAAGGAUCACAGUCACAUGUGCAAGUUCCAGGACGAAUCCAGCCCCGGCUACGAUGUUGUGGCAGCCUCAAUACAGAGAUAUGCCAGCGAUUCACCGUCACUGAUUCAAUCUCGUUGGGAUGAAGAGAGACGGAUGGCUGAUCUGCAAAGACAAGCUGCUGCACGUGAACUGCUUGGUGACAGUAUCUUUCAAAUGGGGGCUAGCCCUUCAGGCACCGUGACACCGACCAGUACAUUUCAAGGAACCAACCAGUCCCUUUUAUUGAACGGUUCGACAAGGUCGGUUCAGUUGGAUGAGCUGUCUUUAUCAAGUUCUUCCGGUCUCCUGCUGGUUGCUCCUGUCGGCUUUAGACCCAAUUCGGUCUUCUUUGGUUUCGAAAUGGAGUUGGAUGGACUCACGCAGAAGUUAGGAAACGAAAAGCGACGUGCUCUCGGUACCUGUGCUGCUUUGUUAUGGGGGCCUCCUGGCUGUGGAAAGAGCCAAAUUGCUCGCGAGUACCUGUGGCAGCAUCGCAACAACUACCCGGCAGGUAGCUUCUGGGUUGACUGCAAAACAAGGGAGUCGAGAUCCAAGAGUUUCUGGGAAAUUGGGCAAGCUGUGGCAAUACUUGGGAUUGACCAGCCUCGAGAUCCUGCCUGGGAUGAAUCAACUAAGUUUGUCGACGCAGUGCGGAGAUGGUUCGAAGCUCGAGAAGGGUGGCUUCUCGUGUUUGACGGAGUAACGACUGAUAACGAUGAUGAUAUUCAGGCGUUUGUUCCCUUCAUUCCUGACCGGCCCGGCAACAACAUCAUUUAUACUUCGGUCGAUCGAACUUUAGCAAACCGACAAAGGCUACUUAACCCUACAGGGAUCAAAGUGUCUCGGCUAUCGCAGAGGGAGGCAUGUGGCUUUCUAUACAAGAGUCUAGGGAUCAAGGAGCCCAGCCCGUUGCAGGAGAAGAAGGCCGUUCAGCUGGUCAACCAUUAUGAGUGCCUUCCACUCGCUAUUCAUGCUGCAGCUCACGCUCUUAUUGCGCGUGGAACGUCACUGGAAAAGUUCAAUCCGGGCACAUCUGAUCACCGACUCGCGGAACCGUUCCUUGAUAUUCUUUCCGCACUUCGAGAUCAUUCCCAUCCUGAGGCUAUCAACCUCGUCACUCUGCUCAGCUUUUUCGCUCACACAGUCCCGGUUGCUCUCAUACGAUUCGGCCAGCAGGCGUUCUUGGACGCUGGAGUGGAAAUGCGAUCGGUCGAACGCGUUGGGAGCAUGAAGAAAGAAUUGGACAACACGAUUGCAGUACUGAUACGGUAUGGAUUGGUCGAACGCACAUUACUCGAAUAUUCAGUUGCGUCACCCAACACAUCAUCGUCUCCGGAAGAGCACAGAAGCCAGCGAGCUGGUACAACAAGCACUACGGAGGGGUCCGCCAUGCAAGAGCCGCUGCUGGAGCGAGAUGAUUCGAAGAGUCUGGAUGCCCUGCCUGAAUCCCGUCCUGACAGCAAAUUCGAAAGAUCUUCUACGCAGUCGGUCACCUACAGUAUUGACAUUCUUCGAAUUCAUAGUGUUGUCCAAGGUGUUCUCCGUGACGAGCUGAAGUUCCGAUGUGCUGAUCAGCCUGAACAAUAUUGGUGGUGGCUCACUGUCGCCUCGAAAUUACUCUGUCAGUCCUACGCAGUUGCGGACGGAAAGAUCAGAAGUUCUGAAGGGCGUGGACUCGUUCGUGACUACCGAGACUAUGAGACCCAGGCAGCUCGGCUUUGGUCACAUUUUCCCAAGUCGGCAACAGACGCCCCGCCAGCUCUUCGAAAGGCCCGUCAUCUGCUCCACGAGACAAUACGAGCUAUCAAGAGACAGAUCCAAGAUCAAUCACCAUCUCAGUCCUUUGAUAGUAUAAAACAUCGAGUACAAGCUUCUGUGUUUGAACGCGCGAAUAGCACAUCCUCUGAUAGCCCUGAAAGCGACAGCGGGCUGACACGGACGUCAACCUGGACAUUGGAGCAAGUGAAUACUCAAACGGAGUCACCAACCCAGAUGCACCAUACUCUGGAUUAUGAUGACGCCGGGUCUGAGGGCAGCUGGACAGAUCGGUGGUCUGAGGCAGGAAUAGCCAACUCAAGAGUCCUUGCCGCCAGCAAUUCCCAGUCCAGGCGGCCAAGUGAUUCCGGCAUAUAUGAGACCACUCCAACAGAAGCGAGAACGACCGAGUCCCAGCGAUCUUCCAUAUUACAAGCGAUCUUCCAGGGGCAUCCUGUUCCUCCUAGGAAGCAAAAGGAUCUUGGUGAAUGGAAACCUUUGCCCGCACCUCCGAGCCUGUCCAACGACCAAGCACACGUUCGAUCACGAGCAUCAUCGUUCACAAGUACGAAUGAAGACCAAAUCAUGAGACCGAGGUCUUCAAGUUCUGAAGCCUCAGCGGCUCUUGCAGCCGUCCAUCGAGCAAGUCCCCCACCAUCGAGGGGUGGCAAAAUCAAAGCCUCAAGUCGGCCGCAUUCUUUGGAAAGAUCUACUUCAGAUCAUGGACGACAGCCGCUUACUCUGCGCUCUCCCAACCAGAGAUUAUCGCCUUUAGCUACAGAAUUCGAGCCCGGAUCAAUCCUUCAGGCCCUUAAUGCUCCCGACGAACCUCGCAAACAUAGUCGACGCCUGUCAUCGUCGCCCCGCCUUGUUCAAACUGCAUUGAAUAACCAAGCUGCAAGGAUGGUACCCAGUCUGCCGAUCGAAGAGAACAUCUCCAUUACUCGGCGGAUAGGAAUGGUAGAUUCGUCAUUGUCCAACACGGCCUAUGCUCCGGGGAUAAUGGGAGAGCGGCUUACAACGAGGGCUAUCCCAUCAGGCUAUACUUCCCAGCCCAUGUCACGCCAAGUGUCCGGAGAAUCCGACGCUUCGCUUGCGACGGCACCCCCAGCGAUCCCGGGGUCAGCAUCUCUGAGCGUAUCGCCGCAAAUCCGAGAGCCUUAUCUCUACAGUAGGCCAGGGCUCGCAUCUAUCGACCUUGCGGCGGCGAAUUCGUGGCAUGAAGGACUUGAAGGGCCCAGGGGAAGAGUAGGUGCGACAGCGAGUGGAUCUACUUCCGUCUCCUCAGGUCCGGUAUUUGAAGAUGACACAAGCCAUGGGCUACAACCAAGACUGGAAAGAAGUGGCACCGUACAAUUUGGGCAACUGUCCCCUGUGGAGAUUGAGCAGGCUUGGGCCAGGGCGGCAUCGGCUCGUGGACGAAGCGUCGGAAGAAAAGAGGAGGAGUAG
This is a messenger RNA of Capronia epimyces CBS 606.96, 3984 nucleotides long. RefSeq lists its product as uncharacterized. NCBI's taxonomy places the organism in Eukaryota, Fungi, Ascomycota, Eurotiomycetes, Chaetothyriales, Herpotrichiellaceae. The record is from RefSeq and is a predicted model, not a curated record. Bases 1 to 3984 code for a protein of 1327 amino acids. The transcript has 2 exons. Gene Ontology annotation, molecular function: ADP binding.